AUGUUUUCACAAUCUCGAUUUCUACUUCUUCUGCUUCUGUUCUACGUAUCUGACUGUGUACAACAAGAAGGUAGACGAUUUGAUGCAUCUCUGCUGGAGCAGGACAGCAAUUAUGAAAUAUAUCAUUCCUAUCGAAAUGCUGCCAGUCUCUAUUGGAAUCCUCAAACCCUCGAAUACAUAAUUAUACGUGAUGGUCAAGUGUGGCUGGAAGGUGGGCCGUUCUUUAUCCAUUUCAAUUAUACGUUUUAUUCAUCAGCACCUGAACAAGAGUCUCUUAAAAUGCUACCACUACAGUUAAUUGAUCAAUACCAAUCGAAUGGAACUGAUACCUUUUUUGGACCCUUUCUGAAAUUAUCUCUUCGUUGGUCAUCAACAUUGAGUCCGUAUUAUUUCAUAUGGGAAACGUCAUUCAAAAUUUUUCAAGAACAAUCUAUAAUUCUGUUUGAACAAUAUUUUCCUAUCGAUCUCUUUGGCGUGGAAUUGGGCAAUAAAAGAGAUACCUUUAAACAUGUGUCAUCCGCAUUUCCAAGAUUCAAAGUUUCACUAAACGACAGUGACAACUAUCUGAUUGAUACGUUGGGUCAUUUCACAUUUCUCGAUACUUGGGAUUUGAAUAUGCGUGGAGUAGGCUUGAAGAACGUGUUCACUGGCGGAUUGUACAGUGGUAAUCCUCUGUUGCUGUACAAUUUACAACAACUGGAUCAAAGUAUUGUUCUAUCGUCGUUGAAUAAUUUUAUGAGUAAUUUUCAAACCCGUUCACCUUCUCUGCAAUAUCACUUUGCCUGUGGACUACAAGGACGUGUACGGCAAGUUGAACAAUCGUUUUCAUUGGCAACACUCCUACUGAUAUCACAACCCAACGAAGGUAUCAAUCGUAUAAUGAAUAAAUGGGGCAAAUAUAUGCUACAGUACUACGGGAAACAACAUGUCAAAGACGAAGGCAAUCAUCAAAAUGACUUUUUCAUGUCAAAAUUAGGCUAUUAUACAGAUACGGGCUCCUAUUAUUGGUAUAACACUGAACCGGAUUUGAAUUAUGAAGAGACAUUUAUUAAAUUGAAACAAUAUCACGUGGCACAACAGAUUCCUAUACAAUACUAUGAAUUAGACUCCUAUUGGUAUUAUAAGGAAAAUAAUUAUACCGGAGAACAUGGCGGCAUUCUCUGGUACGAGCCUCGACCAGAUGUGUUUCCAAGUGGGAUUGAACAGUUACGAAUGAAUACAUUACAAACCCCGUUGAUUGUUCACCAUAAAUAUUAUUCCUAUGAUAAUUUGUAUCAGAUAUUCUAUCGAUUUUUGAACGGAAGCGAUUAUAAAGUUUCAUUGCCGUUGGAUCAGACAUUUUUCAACAAGAUUCUCUCACAAAUCAAACAAUGGGGCGUAGAAAUCAUGAUACAAGAUUGGCUCUCAUCCAUCUACGAAGAUAUGCCAGAAGCAUCUUGGGAUACUUACACGGCAAGAGAGUAUCAUUUACACUUGGCAGGAGGAGCAAAACAGGCGGGUAUUAAACUAUUGUAUUGUAUGCCAUUGAUACCAGAUAUAAUGGAAACUCUAGAAAAUUCUCAGGUCAAAUACAUUCGAAUCAGUAAUGAUUAUUCUACGGAUAUUAAUCAAUGGGAUAUUGGUCGAGCAUCAAUUGUCACAUGGGCUUUGGGCAUUAUUCCCUUUAAAGAUACAUUCUGGACAAUGUCGAUGCAACCACAAUCGCCAUAUGGAAAAUUCAUCGAACCCAAUGUGGAGUUAAAUGCUUUGAUUGCUCUUAUGAGUUUGGGUGGUGUUGCUAUAUCGGAUAAAAUUGGCAAUACAAAUUCCACUGUUGUUAAUCGGCUAUGUCGAUCGGACGGUGUCCUCUUUCGUCCAAGAAAACCAGCAACAUCAAUGGAUUCGACAUUUUUUGGUGUCGGUGGUCCUGAUGGGGAAUUGUGGCAUACGUACGGUUCUGAUCUGCAACAAACCUAUUUUGUUGAAUAUGUUAUGGCUACCAAUUUAACUCAAUCGUACGAAUUCGCAUGGAAUGAGUUGCUAAAUACUGUUGAUGAAGAUACGCCGAGAAGAACGAUUUCCGAUGUUUAUAUUGUAUUCAGUUUAAACAAUCUAACAGAUUACUAUUGGAUUACAUCCACAAACCCUUUCACAUUUCUGAUACCAUCAUGUCCACAAAAUUUAACAACAUAUUAUUCUCCGUUUCACCUAUUCGUAUUUGUACCUGCUCAAAAGGAAUCGAAGUGGAUUCUAUUUGGUGAAUUGGCUAAACAAUUGCCUAUCACACAACAACGAUUUUCAAGUGUACAAUUUUCAUCAAGGCCUGCCGAUAGUCUGCAAGUGGACGUGAUCGGAAUUGAUGGAGAAGAGGUAUUGGUCACUGUAGGAUUUAGUUCGCAAGUGCUUGGUAGAAUCGAUAUAAUCACCGUACAAUGUUCAUUUCGUACUAUGCAGCCUACAACGAUCAUGACCAUGUCAUGUAAUGUAAGCAAUGGAUGUCAAUGCCAAUAG
Didymodactylos carnosus is the source of this 2490-nucleotide messenger RNA. Lineage: Eukaryota; Metazoa; Rotifera; Eurotatoria; Philodinida; Philodinidae. The record is from the annotation of a GenBank genome assembly.